UUCGUCAUUUGGGUGAGGAAAAUGAAAAUGUUGAGACUCAGAAUCCAAAGACAGAGAAAGAAAGAGGUGCACGUGGACUUGCAUGCCUCUCUUUCUCUCUCACCAUCUCUCUCUUUCUUCCUUUAACGAACCAGAGAAGAAAGUAAAACCAGAAAGGCUUCAUUUCCAUAUUCCAUAAUCUCUGAAGAAAAUCAGCAUUGCCUAGGGACUUCGCUUCUUCUUCUUCUUGACUUUUCUUCUUUAACACUUCACAGGUUGACUCCACUCUACCUAAACCAAUCUUAUAGUCUUCUCCAUCAUAUCUCAUUCAACUUUUUAUACACACUACUUUCAAGCUACUUUGCAUGAACUGGUUUCAAGUUCCCACCUUUAAUGAUGGUUUCUCAAUCUUGUAAUGUUGCUGAUCAGACAGUCCAUUUUAGCAAUAUCCUAUUCUUGAGAGCCUCUGUUUUGUAUAUUGAUUAGUGGGCAAUCCUUACUUGCUUGAGUGGAUAUUGAAAAAGGCUCUCUUUUCUGUUUCUUUAAAAUUAAUUUUGGUUGUAUUUUAUGGUGCCUCAUCCAAUGGUGGAGCUUCAAUCUUGUGCUAGCUUAGUCAAUACAUCAGCAUUAUGUGCUAUAGAGCAAGAAGUCAAAGGAGAAAAUGCCAACGUUAUAGCUCAGAUUUCAGCUGAGUUGCAAAAGGAAAGACAGAAAAAUGCAGAGCUUAUGAAGAGGAUAUCUUUUCUUGAAGCUCAAAUACAGGAAAGAACUAAUGAGUACUCUCUUUGCACUAAUCUUCAAGGCAGUUGUGCUACCCCAAGGGAAACCAACUUCAAAAAGUUCAAAAAGCAGAAGAUAGAGGCAGUUAGUAAUGGAACUGAUACAGACAAGACCAUAAAAAAUGAAGACUCUUUAGAGAAGAAUCAAGAAGCAAAAUGCUUGGUCCAAAAUGACCAAAUUCUAGAGAACCGUUUAGUGAACUGGAUGAGCAUGGAUGAGACACAGUUUUUGCAAUUUGAAAAGGUAAAAGAUGGUGAUUCAACUGCAGAUUGUGAUGAUACUGAUGAGAGUGAUGAUGAAGAGGAUGAUUAUCAUGAAGAUCAUGGUAUUAACAAUGAUCCCAAUAAAGAAAAAGAAGCUAAUGAAAUCUCAAUAACUUCACACAUUGUUGUAAUAGAGCCAUCAAAUGAAGAACUACCUGAAACACAGCAUAUUUCUUCUGGUUUGGUCUCUGAUCAAUUCAAUGUGAUCAGAGAUUAUAAAUCCCCACAAACUAGUAUUCUUAAUAUGGGGAGGUAUACUAAUUGCUAUGCAGGAUCAGGGAGCAUAUCACAUAGUAAAAAGCCUCCAAAAGUGGCUUUCUGUCCUAGAGAAGUGAAGAGAAUAAUUGUGUCUGAAGCUCUUGAGCAAAAGAAUGCUCAAUCACACACCAUAAGGAAGAUCAUUGUGUUUGCAUCACUUGGGAUAAGGCAUGGAUGUGAAGAUAUGUAUGAGUUGGAUUUUAAUCACUUUAGCAUUUUGAAGAAGGGAGAGCCAUAUGAGUCUCCUUCUAAUCCAGGGGAGCAUGUUCUGUAUGAGAAUCCUCAAGUUAGAAGGAAAGUAUUCUAUCCAAAUAGACAGAACCCAACAUUAUGUCCUAUUCAGGUACUAGAGGAAGAAAAGGCUAUGCGUCCAUCAGAUUCUAGCUGCCCAUCAUGCUUAUUUCUAUGCAUAAAGUAUGGUGGAAGGACAAGAAAUCUUCCCCAAAAUGAAUAUGUUCGACAGCGAAUGGGAAGGAACAAGCUCAAGUCUUUCGGUCCACUCAUAUGUCGAAUGGCAAUGUUAGCUCAUGUUCGCAGUGGGAGCUUCUUCUUCAAAGCAUUGGGAAUUACACUUCUCUUCAUGGCUGGUUUUCCUGAUGAUCUAGUUCAAAGGGAAACCAAGUACAGGAACCUAGACUUGCUUCAAAAGUAUUAUAGGACAGAUGAGGAGGCUGAAGGAGAAGAGUUAUUUCUCCAACAUCCAAUCGUUUCUGAUUCUGCUAGUCCUGGUUCCCAACAACUCACUGGGAAAACUUGUUCUACAAAACCAAAGGUAAAGAAACAAACCAACUCCAACUCCAACAGUAAGCCUCAUAAUCACAACAUACAAAGAUCUUCAACUCUUCCAAAACAGACACAUGUGAAUUCUGGACCUCCUGCUCAAUUUGGACUAAUGGGGUAUACCUCCAUUCAUACACAAGCAAUGACAGCAUAUCAUCAUCAUCAUCAGCAGCAGCAGCAGCCUCAUACACCAUUAGAAAUCUCUAACUCUGUUAUUCCCAACUCUGCUACUAAUGUCAUUUUCCCAAACCAAACCCCAUAUCAUCAUCAUCAUCAUCACCACACACUCUCAUCACCGCAGCCAACAAAUCCAUUUGUGCCAGCUUUAAUGUAUUGGCCUCCUCCAAACACAUACCCUCCUGCUACACCUUACACACCAACAUAUGGUUAUCAUCAAUCUUUCCCUUCAGCUGGAAAUUACAUCUCCAUUCAUCCACAACCUUAUUAUACUCCUUUGAUACCGAAAAUCGUAGAAGGUGAUCCCAAGAUUGACACAGGCUUAAAGGAUGAUGCUAAUGAUUCUGAUAGCAGUUCAAGCAGUACAGAACCAAAGAAAGAAGAUUAGGAAGUUGUCACAGAAAAGAUAUAAAAUCCACCUAGUCUAGUUAGUUAUAUGAUCCAAUGUGUAUGUGUGUAUCUCAUCUCAUCAUGUAUGAAUGAAUACAUGUCAAAUAAUGAUUCUCUACUAUUCUAUAUGUAGAUCCUUUGAUGCAUUUUUUUGGGCCUCUUUUGCUCAGUGAAAAUAUGUAAUGUAAAUUACAAGGUGAUCAUGUUCAUGUGUUAUAUUAUAGCU
This is a messenger RNA of Cannabis sativa, 2853 nucleotides long. RefSeq lists its product as uncharacterized. The record is from RefSeq and is a predicted model, not a curated record. Lineage: Eukaryota; Viridiplantae; Streptophyta; Magnoliopsida; Rosales; Cannabaceae. Bases 547 to 2625 code for a protein of 692 amino acids. The transcript has 6 exons.